UGUCCUCGCAUCCCUCCCAGAGAACAAGAAUCACCGCAAGAAGAAAAUCAAACCAAAAUUGCACACACACACGAGUUCUGAGUUUGCAGCCUCCUCGAUCUCCUCAUCCUCUUCGUGGCAUCGGAAGCAAGGGAGCCAAUAGAGGAAAAAUAGAAGGAGAUGAACACAAGCAUCAGAGGAAACAAAUACUUCAUUACUUGCAAAGAUAACUCCAUUUCCAACAAGAACUUAAAACCUCAGGGAAUGCUGAAAGAUGUGCUUUCGUAGAAGAGAUUUCUGCUGCCAGACACUGAUCGCUGCUCCACAAGCGCUACUGAGCUGCUCAACCCUUGAUGUGAGUGAUCGCCUUACCUGCAUCAACUCUUCACCAUUCAGACUCCAACAAGACCAAGCCAUAAGAAUACUCUUCACCAUCCUGGAUCAUGACAUCGGGGAGGAUGGCUAAAGCACUGCAGUCCACCUGAUUGGCGGCCAGAAGAUAGCGCUGUGACUUAUAUUGUUGAAGUUGAAGGCAUGGAGAGUAGAGGAAAGAUUUUAAUGGAGCGGUAUGAGUUAGGGAGAUUGUUGGGGAAAGGCACAUUUGGCAAGGUGCACUAUGCAAGGAACCUUGAAUCAAACCGGAGCGUUGCUAUUAAGAUGUUGGACAAGGAGAAGGCACUGAAGGUUGGGCUUUCAGAGCAGAUAAGCCGUGAGAUCACAACCAUGCGCCUGGUGGCACAUAAGAACAUUGUUCAGCUUCAUGAGGUCAUGGCAACAAGGAACUAUAUAUACUUUGUCAUGGAGUAUGUGAAAGGCGGUGAGCUCUUCGACAAGAUUAAGAAGAGUGGCAAGCUCACGGAGGCCAAUGCACAUAAAUACUUCCAACAGCUCAUUAGUGCGGUGGAUUACUGCCAUAGCCGAGGUGUGUAUCACCGGGACUUGAAGCCUGAGAACCUGCUGUUGGAUGAGAAUGAGAACCUGAAGGUCUCCGAUUUUGGACUGAGCGCACUUUCAGAGUCAAAGAGGCAAGAUGGCUUGCUCCAUACCACCUGUGGAACACCGGCAUAUGUAGCUCCAGAGGUAAUCAACAAGACAGGCUAUGAUGGUGCAAAAUCAGACAUCUGGUCUUGUGGUGUUGUCCUAUUUGUUCUUGUUGCUGGCUAUCUCCCUUUCCAAGGCCCAAACUUGAUGGAGAUGUAUCGGAAGAUACAACAUGGUGAUUUCAGGUGCCCCAAUUGGUUUUCACACAAACUCGAGAAGCUGUUGUACAGGAUCCUAGACCCCAAUCCAAGCACAAGAAUAUCAAUCCAGAAGAUAAAAGAGUCCACCUGGUUCCGAAAAGGUCCUGGAGAGACCCAUGCAGUGAAGGAGAGAAUUCCCAGUGAGAAUGCCACCACAAUUGCUGAUCCGACACUUGCUGCAAGGCGCAAGAAGAAUGGUCAUGAAGACGUGAAGCCCCUGACUGUCACAAACUUGAAUGCCUUUGAAAUUAUCUCUUUCUCCACAGGGUUUGAUCUCUCUGGCCUAUUUAUCGAAAAAGAGUGCAGAAAGGUGGCAAAGUUUACUUCAGAUAAGCCUGCCUCAGCCAUCAUCUCGAAGCUUGAAGAUGUCGCAAAGACGCUGAAUCUCAGGGUAAGGAAGAAGGAUAAUGGUGUAGUCAAGAUUCAAGGGAGGAAGGAGGGAAGGAAUGGUGUCCUUCAGUUCGACACUGAGAUCUUUGAGAUCACGCCAUUCCAUCAUCUCAUUGAGAUGAAACAAACAAGCGGUGAUUCACUUGAGUACCAGAAACUAUUGGAAAAAGACAUCCGGCCAGCGCUAAAGGACAUAGUCUGGGCUUGGCAUGGAGAUGAUCAGCAGCAGAAGCAAGAGUAGGUUUGGAUGUCUCAGUUUUUAUUCCAAAAAUUUUGUUGGGUUUUUCAGCUCAGAGUGAUUUUGUUUGACAUGCAUGUGUUCUUUUUAGCAACUAUAUUAUUUUUUGUAUUGGAAGAGCACCUGGUGACAGGUGAUAUUGUGAAACAUCAGGCUGUAAUUCGUAGAGCAAUAAUUGUAGAGAGGCUGUGGUCAUGAGUUGUAUUCCGGGAAUUGUUUCUUCUCUGUAAUGUUUGUCAAUCAAUAAUGAA
This is a messenger RNA of Phragmites australis (common reed), 2099 nucleotides long. RefSeq names its product CBL-interacting protein kinase 15. The record is from RefSeq and is a predicted model, not a curated record. The coding region runs from base 514 to 1851 and encodes 445 amino acids. The transcript is spliced from 3 exons. Gene Ontology annotation, biological process: protein phosphorylation; signal transduction. Gene Ontology annotation, molecular function: protein kinase activity; ATP binding. Lineage: Eukaryota; Viridiplantae; Streptophyta; Magnoliopsida; Poales; Poaceae.